Hyla sarda is the source of this 3648-nucleotide messenger RNA. It is a transcript of the gene EFL1, whose product is annotated as elongation factor like GTPase 1. Lineage: Eukaryota; Metazoa; Chordata; Amphibia; Anura; Hylidae. Gene Ontology annotation, cellular component: ribonucleoprotein complex; cytosol. Gene Ontology annotation, biological process: cytosolic ribosome assembly. Gene Ontology annotation, molecular function: ribosome binding; GTP binding; GTPase activity. The coding region runs from base 136 to 3519 and encodes 1127 amino acids. The transcript has 20 exons. The record is from RefSeq and is a predicted model, not a curated record.
CAACAGCGCGGGUGCUGCGCCCUGACGUCACACGCAAAGAGAUCCAGAGCAUGCGCAGUACGGAGUGACUUCCGGGUAUGUGCUGCACAUGCUGGAGCGGUGUUGUUGUCAGUGAGUGUGUGCCGGUGAGACAACAUGGGGCUGGCGAUCUUGGAGAAGAUAGUUGCCCUACAGAAGAAGGCCGCCAACAUCCGCAAUAUUUGUAUACUGGCCCAUGUGGAUCAUGGGAAAACUACUUUAGCAGACUGUCUUAUAUCCAGCAAUGGGAUCAUCUCGAAUAGAUUAGCAGGGAAGUUGCGUUAUAUGGAUAGUCGAGAAGAUGAGCAAGUACGAGGAAUCACCAUGAAAUCCAGCGCUAUAUCCCUGCAGUAUAAAGAUGGGAAUGAAGAGUAUCUAGUCAACCUCAUAGAUUCCCCGGGUCAUGUUGAUUUCUCCUCUGAGGUUUCAACAGCUGUGCGACUCUGUGAUGGAGCGAUUAUUGUGGUCGAUGCUGUAGAAGGUGUCUGUCCUCAGACACAAGCCGUUUUACGUCAGGCCUGGUUGGAGAAUAUCCGGCCAGUUCUAGUGAUUAAUAAAAUCGAUCGAUUAAUAGUGGAGCUGAAGAUUUCCGCCCAAGAAGCAUAUGUACAUCUGCAGAAAAUACUGGAGCAGGUGAACGCUGUGACUGGGAGUCUCUUUACCUCCAAGGUACUGGAAGAGAGAGCUGAAAAAGACACCACAUCUGAGACAAUGGAUGGAGAGCAGGUCUAUGACUGGAGUGCAGGCUUGGAAGAGACAGAUGAUUCGCAUCUGUAUUUCUCCCCAGAUCAGGGCAAUGUGGUGUUCGCUAGUGCCAUAGAUGGCUGGGGGUUUACAAUUCAUCACUUCGUCACACUGUACAGUCAGAAAGUUGGGAUAAAGGCCGCUGUGCUGCUAAAGACCCUCUGGGGAGACUAUUAUCUCAAUUCCAAGGCCAAGAAGAUAAUGAAGGGGGCUCAGAGCAAAGGAAAGAAACCUUUAUUUGUGCAGCUCAUCCUGGAUAACAUGUGGAGCCUUUACGAUGCCGUUAUGAAAAGGGAGAAAGAGAAAAUUGACAAAAUAGUUUCUUCUUUGGGGUUGAAAAUCAGCGCUCGAGAAUCCCGGCACUCGGACCCAAAGGUUCAUGUGAAUGCGAUUUGCAGUCAGUGGCUUCCUAUAUCCCAGGCUGUGCUCAGCAUGGUGUGCAGGAAGCUUCCCAGUCCCCUAGAUAUAUCAGCGGAGAGAGUGGAGAAGCUUUUGUGUGGAAGCUCAAGACAAUUUGAUUCACUGCCCCCUGAAACCCAACAACUCAAACAAGCUUUUCUGCAGUGUAGCAGUGAAGAGAACGCACCAGUCAUUGUGUUUGUCUCAAAGAUGUUCGCCGUUGAUGCAAAAGCUCUGCCCCAGAACAAACAAAGGCCAUUAACUCAGGAAGAAAUUGCUCUUAGACGAGAGCUCGCAAGACAGAAGCACGCUGAAAGGAUGGCAGUCAAUCAGGGACAGGAGCUGGCUUCCUCCAGCACUGUAUGCCAAGUACCUGGAAACAGUGAGAACACCAAAGGUGAUACACAAACUGUGUUAAAUGAAAGGGAGAGCGUGCUACAAAAGUCAGACAAACAAGAAGCAGAGAACAAAAGUUAUUUUAUUGCCUUUGCUCGAGUGUUUAGUGGAGUGGUGCGCAGAGGGCAAAGGAUAUUUGUUUUGGGACCUAAAUAUGAUCCUGCAGAAGCACUGCCUAAGUUGCCAUCGGAUUGUCCCAUCACUGCUGACAUCUUGACCAUCCCACACAUGGCCUGCUGCAGCCUGGGUAACCUAUAUCUUCUAAUGGGCCGUGAACUGGAAGACUUGGAAGAAGUGCCUGCAGGCAAUGUUUUAGGCAUAGGCGGUUUGGAAGACUUUGUCCUGAAGUCGGCUACACUGUCCACAUCCCCAGCAUGUCCUCCAUUUAUUCCACUUAACUUUGAAGCAACCCCAAUUGUGCGAGUAGCUGUAGAACCAGUGCAUCCAAGUGAAAUGCCACAACUGGUGAAAGGAAUGAAGCUCCUAAAUCAGGCAGAUCCCUGCGUUGAAGUGUUGAUUCAGGAAACAGGAGAACACGUCCUUAUUACAGCAGGAGAAGUUCAUUUACAGCGCUGCCUGGAUGACUUAAGAGAAAGGUUUGCAAAGAUAGAGGUGAGUGCAUCAGCACCUAUAAUCCCAUUUAGAGAAACCAUAAUCAGACCACCAAAAGUUGACAUGGUGAAUGAAGACAUGGGAAAACAGCACAAAGUGGCUGUCAUACACCAGAUUAAAGAAGAGCAAAAUAAGUUGCCUGAAGGCAUCCAGAUAGACCCUGAUGGCCUAGUAACUACUUCCAAUAAAUUUGCCACACUUGGGGUCAGAGCCAUGCCACUUCCUGAAGAAGUCACUCAUCUUUUAGAGAAAAACAGCGACUUAAUCAAAACUAUGGAGCAGAUAAACUUGGCUUUCAGUGAAUGUGGCCAUGCCAUUCAGGUCAAUGAGACAACAAUCAGCCGAAUUCUUGAAUUUAAAAGCCAGCUUAAACAGCACUUACAGGGCAGAAGGUGGCGAAAUGUAGUAGACCACAUCUGGUCCUUUGGCCCAAGACGUUAUGGACCUAAUAUCUUGGUAAAUCGCAUGGAAGGUUAUGAAAGACCAUCUGUAUGGCAGUGUCUUGAUAAAGUUUCCCAAGAGGGUAGAUAUCAUAGUUAUGAUAACAGCAUUGUUAGUGGUUUUCAGCUUGUGACUUUGGCUGGACCAAUGUGUGAAGAACCUCUUAUGGGGGUUUGCUUCAUUGUGGAAAGGCUUGAUAUGAAUAAAUUGGUGGUAUUGGAAAGACAAAACUCAGAAGAAACAACUGUAACGAGUGAAGAAGAUCUACAUACAGCUGCAGAAACUAUUGGUUAUUCUGUAGGGGAAGCUGCUGAAGCAAAAGAUAUUCUACAACACAGCCAGGAUAGCACAAAGACUCUGGAGAAAUCCAGCAAACGCAAAGGGGAUUUCCAGUUUACAGACCGUUACGGACCAUUUUCCGGACAGUUAAUUGCCACAAUGAAGGAAGCUUGCCGGUAUGCUUUCCAAGUGAAGCCCCAGAGACUUAUGGCUGCAAUGUAUACUUGUGAGAUCAUGGCUACAGCAGAAGUGUUGGGUCGUGUGUAUGGUGUUCUGUCUAAAAGAGAAGGUCGUGUCCUGUUGGAGGAGAUGAAAGAAGGAACAGACAUGUUCAUUAUCAAGGCAGUGUUACCCGUGGCCGAAAGCUUUGGCUUUGCUGAUGAAAUAAGAAAGAGGACAAGUGGCCUGGCCAGCCCCCAGCUGGUGUUCAGUCACUGGGAGGUCAUUCCAAGCGACCCAUCUUGGGUCCCCACUACUGAGGAAGAAUACUUACAUUUUGGAGAGAAAGCGGACUCUGAAAAUCAAGCGAGGAAAUACAUGAACUCUGUGAGAAAACGUAAAGGACUUUAUGUGGAGGAGAAAAUUGUGGAACAUGCAGAGAAGCAGAGGACUCUGGGCAAGAACAAAUAAUUAUUCUCAGCUUCUUCCCUUGUUCUUUUUGCAAAGUUUCUUCAAUAAUUAUUUGAAUGUGUCGCUUGUAGUCUCCGGUUCUCACAGACUGUGGAGCGGAUUUUAAUAAAUGUAACUGAUGAGACAAUU